Molecule: messenger RNA, 2775 nt
Organism: Thelazia callipaeda (thelaziosis nematode)
Lineage: Eukaryota; Metazoa; Nematoda; Chromadorea; Rhabditida; Thelaziidae
Source: the annotation of a GenBank genome assembly
AUGCAGUCUGCACGUUAUUGUGAAGAACAGUGCGAGAAAAGUAUAGAGGACGAUCUCUGUGAUAAUAAAAUUAAAGAUAAGGAAUUUUGCUGGAGGACUUGCGGUGGUAUUUUAAAUGAAGGACCGAAACCAGAGAUACCUAAUCAUAUUCGAUGGACUUAUACACCUUCAUAUGCUAUAAAUAUUACUUGGGAUGGCAAUGGUGUAAUUUAUUUGUUAGAAGUAUCAAAAGAAUCUGAAACUGUUGAAGAAUAUGUAGAAGAUAUUCUUCUGGUCAAUACAUCACUGGUUAAUUACACAAAGUCAGAAAUGAACUUUUGCGAUACGUUAUUUUUUCGUUUGGCUACAGUAACAAGUGGAGGUGUCAGUAAUUUUAGUGAAAUUCAGGAAAUUGCUGCAUCUGCUCCUGAAAUUGUUCAGAAUUUAACUGUACAGUCAAUGGAAUUCAUCGUAAGCAUUAAGAAAGCUAUUCGUCAAUUAAAAAACUACUUACGAAUUAUAUGCUUCAUUGACUCAAAAUCAAAAAAUUUGUUAAGGCAAUUAUCAAUUUUUCAAAAUCAACCAUUUAGUGACAACGGUUAUUACUCCAAUGGAACCAUUCAACUAACACUUAGAUAUGCAAUACCAAAAUAUAAUUGGCCAUUAGGAGAAAGGGACGUGAAAGUAGAUUUACUCUUUCAUAUGGUCAGCUGUGAUGUUCCUGAUCUAUCCAAAGCUGUACCAGCACCUGAAUUCUUACCAGGUAUGGAGUCACAAACUUUAGUGGCUAAGUUCGGUGCCGACUUAAUGUAUCGUAAAUGUCAAUUCUUAUAUUAUGUGAGCAGUGUGCACAGUGCACAUUGCGGUACGACAGAAACCAACAGUGAUUUUGAUGAAAAUUCAAUGAAACCAUUAAGAAUAGACUGCUCAACGGUUGAAAAUAGUCCUUGUGCUUACCAUACCAAACUGCGUUCUCCACCAAUGUGUGGUCAAGUGGAAGGAUUCAAUUAUCAGAUUAUCAAUGAUCAUAUUGACCCAAAUGAUGUUAACAGAAAUAUAACUGUGAAUGUUACAUUUCGGUCCACUCUUUUUAACAAACAACCAUUGUAUUUUGUAGCAUUUUAUGGAGAUGCUAAACCAUUUGAUAAAGAAAUUGAUGUAGAAUUGCUUGGAGUCGAUAUGUAUAAUAUUUUAGGUAAUGCAACAAACUGUCCCGAAUUCAUAUUUAGUGAAAAAUGUAAGAUGAAAAUGAAUCUUUCCAAUGUUUCAAUUCUGAUAACUAAUCUGCAAAUGAAUAAGCUAUAUGGAGUGACAAUUUGCGCUGUAAUUGAUCUUAAAAACUUAACAUUCCCAAAAAUCAAAGGUGCUGUGCUUGGGAUGAAGCCAAAAGCAAACAAAAUAUAUAUCAGUUCCAAAGCGUUCCAAAAAUAUCAUCCAAGUUUGAUGACAUAUAUUAUUGCUGGAAGUAUAGCAACAUUAUUUUCGCUUCUUUGCACAUUUAUAUGCAUUCAACGGAGACAAAACGCCAAAAUUAAAUUGCGUCAGUUGAAAUUGGAACAAAUGAAACAUUGCAACGAUCUGAGAUAUACAAAUUUACCAAAAAAAAAAGAUAUUUGGGAGUUAGAGCGUUUAAAUCUGAUCAUCAAUGAUGAUCAAAAGCUUGGAUCUGGUGCAUUUGGAUCAGUUUAUAAAGGACGAUUGAUUGGUCUUGCAAAAGGUAACAAAAAUGCGCAGUCAACUUUAGGUGUGAAUCUGAUGAGAGCAGGAAACUGUGACGUAGCGGUAAAAAAGUUACCAGAAUAUGCUGAUCAGCUAUCCAAAAGUGAAUUUCUGCGUGAAAUUUCUUUGAUGAAAACGUUGGGAUAUCACGAAAGAUUAGUGAAUAUGCUGGCAUGCAUCACAGAGACAGAGCCGUAUUGCUUAGUGGUUGAAUAUUGUUCUGAUGGCGAUUUGCUGCAUUUUUUGAGAAAACGAUGUGCAUAUAUGAUGAAGCUCACGGAAAUGGGCAUUGACUAUGAUGAACCCAACUUGAGUGAUAAAAUAAACACUGAUUUGGUGAUAACACUUAAGCAGUUGUUAAUGUUCGCUGUACAGAUCAGUUAUGGCCUGGAAUAUUUAAGUCAAAAAGGUUUUGUUCAUCGGGAUGUCGCAGCUCGAAAUGUAUUGGUUCAUGAGGGCAAAAAUGCCAAAAUAGGCGAUUUCGGCUUAUGCCGAUAUAUUUAUCGCGAUAUUGCUAACUACAAAAGCAAAGGUGGACGAUUACCUGUAAAGUGGAUGAGUCCAGAAGCCAUCAGAUACUACGAAUUUACUACUCAAUCCGAUGUUUGGUCAUUUGGCAUAUUAAUGUUUGAAAUUGUUACCCUCGGAGGUACACCUUAUCCUGGUAUACAGCCAGAUGAUAUGCUUGGAUAUUUAGAUGCUGGUGAACGACUGGAUCAGCCAGAUAAUUGUCCUGAUAACUACUAUGAAGUGAUGCGGAGCUGUUGGGCUCAAGAUCCAUCGUUGAGACCUAAUUUUGGAGAUAUUCGACAAAAGUUAGCCAGCCAAUUGGAAGACAUCACAGAUCAGUAUUCAUAUCUAAAACUUGAUAAUCAACGUGAUUAUUACAAUGUCACAUAUGACGUAGGUGUUUUGUCAAAUGAUUUCAAAGAACAAUUAGGAGAUGACCAACAAAUGGAAAUGCUUGCAACAAACAAUAUGAAAUCUGGUGAUAUUAGUGAUAAAGUUAAGUGGUCUAGUGAUAUGAAAGGAGAAAACACUAGCAGCAACUUAAAGUCUUUAUCAAAUCAGGAAUAA